This is a messenger RNA of Diachasma alloeum, 1005 nucleotides long. RefSeq lists its product as uncharacterized. The transcript is spliced from 2 exons. NCBI's taxonomy places the organism in Eukaryota, Metazoa, Arthropoda, Insecta, Hymenoptera, Braconidae. Gene Ontology annotation, molecular function: nucleic acid binding. Bases 1 to 1005 code for a protein of 334 amino acids. The record is from RefSeq and is a predicted model, not a curated record. Gene Ontology annotation, biological process: DNA integration.
AUGAGACUUGGGGGACGCCUCAAGAACUCAGAACUCCAUCCAGAACAGAUCCACCCAAUAAUCUUGCCACGUCAGUCCAGAUUCACCACACUCGUCAUCGCAGAAGCUCACCAGAAGACCCUCCACGGAGGGAUACAGCUCACCUUGGCCUACACUCGGCAACGCUAUUGGAUACUCGGUGGUAGGUGCACAGUCAGAGCCUAUAUCCUACGCUGUGCUAUCUGCGCCAGACACCGAGCUAGACAGGCUCAGCAACAGAUGGGACAAUUGCCCGCAACCAGAGUCUCACCAGCAAGAGCAUUUCUCCACACGGGGGUGGACUAUGCAGGUCCUUUUGCCAUCCUCAAGUGGAGACCCACGAAUGCUCAACCGGGAUCAGUGCACAUCGCAGUGUUCGUGUGCUUCACCACGUCAGCAGUUCACCUAGAGCUCGUCAACAGGCAAACCACAGAAGCCUUCCUCGGAGCUUACAAGAGAUUCACCGGAAGACGAGGUAUUCCAGCAGUCAUGUACAGUGACAACGCCACCACCUUCGUCGGAGCAGCAGAUCAACUCGAAAGGCUCUAUCACCAAGCAUCUAAAGAAAAUCAACGUGUUCAGGCUGCUCUCGCCACCAAUGGCACUCAGUGGAGCUUCUCACCACCUAGAGCACCCCAUUUUGGUGGCAAAUGGGAAGCAGCAGUAAAAUCAACGAAGCAUCACCUCAAGAGAGUCCUGGGAACGACAACGCUAACAUUUGAGGAACUCAACACAGUCUUACAGAACAUCGAGGUUGGUAACAUGGUGCUGAUGGUCGACGAUAACCUUCCACCAGCCCAGUGGCCAAUCGCCAGAGUCAUCGCGACUAGACCAGGAGCAGAUGGGCUCACCAGAGUAGCCACAGUCAGAACGAGCAAAGCAGAAGUCGGCAGACAUCAAGAUGGGUCGCCUAAUCUCCAGAACAUCACAGCAGCCCACUCGGUGUUGACAGACCAAUCACCAAGCUCUGUCGGCUUCCNUGUUUGA